Messenger RNA from Spodoptera littoralis (African cotton leafworm), 279 nucleotides. NCBI's taxonomy places the organism in Eukaryota, Metazoa, Arthropoda, Insecta, Lepidoptera, Noctuidae. The record is from the annotation of a GenBank genome assembly.
AUGCGUCUGCCUUCCGUAAGCCGGUAUAGUUUGCACUUAGAAGGCUCAGCAGCAGUUCUAGUGAGAUCUACCAACACUGCCAUCAAAAUGAAAUACCUCCUUGUCUUCCUCGUUGUCUGUGUGGCCCUGGCUGCCGCUGCACCUCAAUUCUUCGCAGCUUACCCUACCUACGCUGGAUUCGCUCCCGCUGCUAGGACCUUGGUGGCUGGCCCCACAGUCGUGAACGGUGCUGGUGCCCGCUUCGUCGCCCCUGGUUACGUCGGCCCAGCAUUCUUCUAG